Molecule: messenger RNA, 645 nt
Organism: Pseudozyma flocculosa PF-1
Lineage: Eukaryota; Fungi; Basidiomycota; Ustilaginomycetes; Ustilaginales; Ustilaginaceae
Exons: 2
Coding region: 1-645 (214 amino acids)
Molecular function (GO): sphingosine-1-phosphate phosphatase activity
Source: RefSeq, a predicted model, not a curated record
AUGGCUGCUCAAGCACACCCAGGUGAGGAUGGGGAUAGCAUCGCGACGACAGCGACGGCGAUUGCCAUCCUGCACCUGCGCACGGCGCACGUCGUCUACUACACGGGCGCCAUCCUGGCGACGAGCUUCACGGCAAAGGGGCUCAAGCGGCUCAUCAAGCAGCCGCGCCCCGUCGGGUCCAGGGUGAAGAAGACGAGCGGGAUGCCGUCGACGCACAGCGCCUCGGUCUCGUUUAUGGGCAGCUACCUCGUCCUCGUCCUCGCCCUCGCCCCGUCCUCCUCCUCCUCCUCGACUCCAACAAGCGGUAUGGGUGCGGCGACGAUGGUAGGGCUGGGAGCGCUGUGCAUCGGCCUUCCCGUUGCCGUCAUGUGGUCCCGCGUCAGGCUGGGCGUUCAUACACCCGCCCAGACGGUCGCUGGUGCGGCGCUCGGGGUGGUCAAGGCCCUGUUCUGGUUCACGCUGUGGUACGGCUCUGACCAGGUCUGGCGGCGAGGAGCCUCGGCUGUCGAUGCUCGAGAUGCGAGCGGCGGUGUUGGGCGGCUGUGGACGCAGGGACUGGCGACCCACGUCGGCCUACCCGUCGAUGCCUUUGUUGGGCGCUGCGAGGCGAGGCUGCUAGGAACACCCGGCGGGCGGUACCGGUAG